Thalassophryne amazonica is the source of this 2484-nucleotide messenger RNA. RefSeq names its product E3 ubiquitin-protein ligase TRIM38-like. NCBI's taxonomy places the organism in Eukaryota, Metazoa, Chordata, Actinopteri, Batrachoidiformes, Batrachoididae. The record is from RefSeq and is a predicted model, not a curated record. Gene Ontology annotation, molecular function: protein binding; zinc ion binding. The coding region runs from base 55 to 1713 and encodes 552 amino acids. The transcript has 2 exons.
UGUGAAAGAGUAAAACUUGGUCUUGUCAGUCAUCUCUCAGACACACACUCAAAAAUGGCCUCCGGCAGCAGUCUCUUUUCUGAAGAGCAUUUUCAGUGUGCCAUAUGUUUGGAAGUGUUCCAGCAGCCAGUUUCCACUCCAUGUGGUCAUAACUUCUGCAUGUCCUGUCUCACAGCUUACUGGGACAACUCGGUUGUCUGCCAGUGUCCACUCUGUAAGACAACCUUUGACAGGAAGCCUGUUCUCGGGGUCAACACUUUCAUUUCUGAUCUUGUUGAGCAAUUCAAGGCGGUGGAAUUGACAGUCGGCGUCACCCAGAGCCAAAAUCCACAGCCGGUGAAUGCUGUGCUGUGUGAUAUCUGCAUAGUCAAUAGAAAAGAGGCGAUAAAAUCCUGUAUAAACUGUUUGACGUCUUACUGCACCACACAUCUAGAGCCACACCAGAGAGUGGCCGGUCUGAAGAGGCACGCACUAAUCAACCCUCUGGAGAACCUGGAGGAGAGAGUCUGUAAGGAGCACAACAUGCUGCUGAAGGCGUUUUGUAAAAACGACAUGGGCCUACUGUGCGAUGUUUGCAUUGCUGUAGGCCAUGCCAACCAUGAGAGCAUUCCCCUGCCCCAGGCACACCAAGAGACGAAGGUUAUGCUGGUGAAGUUGGAGGCUAAAGUGCAGCAGAUGAUCCAAGAGAGGCUGCAGCAGUUCAGCACAGUAAAGGAGUCGGUGAAGCUCUGCAAAGAUGUCGUAGCAAACAGUGUGCAGGACUUGGACACUCUGAUGUCUGACAUUCAGAAAUGCCAGGCAGAGCUCUUCAGCGUGGUCAAGGAGAAGGAAAAUCUGGCCAGGAAGCAAGCGGAUGAUUUUGUUAACAACAUGGAACAGAAGAUCGCCAUAUUUCAGAGUGGAACCAUAAAAAUACUAGAGCUGAUGCAGACUAAAGACUCCUUAAAAUUCCUCCAGAGGCUUCCCAACCUGUCUGGUCUCUUCCACCCAAUGGGGCUGUCUGCCUUCAGCUUUAACAGUGACCUUGAAGUUCAGUGCCUAAAGACAUCUCUGAGCCAGUUGAUAUCUCAAAUGCUAGUUAUACUGACUAAAAUAAAUGAGGAGAAAAAUAAGUUCUCCAAAGGUGCAGAUGUGCCAAACACAUUUUUGAAGGCUGUACAGAAGUUUGAGGUGACUUUUGAGCUUGACCCAAAUACAGCGCACCAUCAGCUCAUCCUGUCCAAAGACGGCAAACAGGUGAGAUACAGCACCCAAAUCCAAAGAUUGUCAAAAAGUGAGAGUAGAUUCACCAACCUACUUGGUGUUCUGGGGAACAGAGGCUUCUCCUCAUGCAAGUUCUACUUUGAGGUCCAUGUUGGUCAAAAGACUGAGUUUGUUGUAGGCGUGGCCACAGCAUCCAUCCGCAGGUAUGGGUCAGUCACACGGACUCACAACUCUGGACUCUGGGCCAUCUGGUUCAUGCGCGAUAGGUUUGAAUCCCAUAGUUCCCCCUUCGUGUCGGUGCACUGGGGGAAAGUGCAGCGGGUUGGAGUGUUUGUGGACUACACUGGACGUCACAUUGCUUUCUAUGAUGUACACACCACAACCCUGAUUCACUCGUUCACUCAGUGUGUCUUCACAGAGGCGUUGUAUCCAUACUUUAAUCCUUGCGAUAAUGAACAUGGUUCAAACUGGGAUCCAAUGGUAAUCGUUCCUGUCAAUCAUCCCGCUUGAACACAGAGCACACGCUCCGCCAUCCAGUAGGCACCCGAUUUUCUCAAAUGGAAUCAGAUCCGAUGUUCCGUAAUAGCAGCAGGUGCAUGAGGAAUUAUGUAUUUGUUUUGUAAUUCUGGGAAAAACUUGGAGUGUUUUAAAAUGCACUAAAAUAUAAAUUAACUUUUGGAGGCUUAACAGAAUUUGAGGCAGAUAUUUGAUAACUUCACCUCUGUGCAAAAAUAUGUAAAAUGUAGUUUUUCAUUUUUCUGUUACACUGGUUAACACUAUUUCUUGCAUGUAGUUUUUAAUGGAUUUUGGGUAAUUUGGCAGCGCUGAAUCAGAAUCUGGUCUUAGUUUUUUUCCAAUCAGAUUACGUUUUUGAGAUAUGAAAAUAUAUUUCUCGCAUCACGCAUUGAAGCAAAAACUGCAGUCUUGCACACCUCUUUGGUGCCAUAAACAAUAUUACGGCUCUUGUUCACAUUUCGUGAACCUGGUUUCAAAAAUAUCAAAGUCAAAGUUAACUUUAUUAUCCCAGAAGGGAAAUUCAGAUGGUCAAGGUGCGUAUAAUACAGACAACGUCAGACAAGAUAGACAAACUUAAAAACAGAUAAAUAAAUAAAAAACAGAUAAAUACACCCCCUCCCCCAUGCCUCUCUGGCUCCUCUCCACACAGCUUAAGCCCCUUUCACACCGGGGCUGCUCCCAAUUGCUCUCCUGUGGCGUCAUGACGACGCAGGAAUUUCUGCAUCAGGUGCACGCAGCAGGGGGCCGAGAGGAGGUGAGAAUGCA